UGCCUGUCAAAUUCGUCGAGAAUAUAAGUUCUAGACUUCUUACACUUACAGUAUUUACAAAGAAAUUUUCAAUCAAAGCGUUGUACGUCUAGUUGUAGUGCACUGAACAAGUUGACUUUGGUGGCUCGACCCGAUAGGUAGGUUGGGUACUAGUCUCAACUGCACUUGGGAGGUGGUGGUGCGUCGUCAUACAAGUAUUUGAAGGCCCGCCUUGUCACCUGUAACUUGCAACCUGUAACCUGAUCCUCAUCACAUUUCCCAGCAGCGCGACAAUACAGCACGGCGUUUUCUAGAUCGAUUAUCGAAACGUACGUUCGCUGACCGGAACAAAGAAAGUCGCAUCCCGGAUUGCAUGAACCCAGAUCUCGAAUCAAGCAACAAUGGCGUCGUCAUCCUCACCUCCAACUCCUCUUCUCUACGCCUGUGUAGCCCAUAACACCACCAUCCUCGCAGAACAUACAGCUUCAGCAUCAUCUCAGACGUCGUCUCUCGCAUCCCUUGUCCUUCCCAAAAUCGAGCACAAAACUGCUCAAAAGCUCACCUACACCCACAACAGCAACUUCAUCCACUACAUCGCUGAUGCACCUUCCGAAUACGGACCAUCUUCUGCAUCCGCUGGCGGACUUACGUAUCUCGUGAUUGCAGACUCCUCCCUUGGUCGGCGUAUUCCCUUCGGCUUUCUAUUCGAAAUCAAGAAACGUUUCUUGGCCCAAUAUGCACUUGAGAGUACGGAUUUUGCGAGCUUGCCAAACUAUGGCGCUGGAAAUUUCAACAGUGAGCUGAAGAACUUGAUGGUGGAUUAUGGAACAACAAAAGCGGGGAAACAAGAUGCGAUUUCGAAUGUGCAAGGAGAAAUUGACAAUGUUAGAGGGAUCAUGAGCCAGAAUAUCGAGACUCUGUUGGAGAGAGGCGAAAGAAUCGAUCUUUUGGUUGACAAAACCGACAGAUUGGGAGGAAGUGCCCAUGAUUUCCGGGUCAGAAGCAGAGGCUUGAGGAGGAAGAUGUGGUGGAAGAAUGUCAAGCUCAUGGCAUUGCUCACGCUGGUGGUCAUCUUUUUGAUGUAUCUGUUCGUUGGUUUUGGAUGCGGAUUGCCAGGCUGGUCGAAGUGUGUUGGUUGAAAGUUGUCGAAUUCAUUAGUCACAUGCUUCAGGCGCUUGUAAGAUAUUGCAAGCAGGGAACUCAACUUAUACCACGGGGAGUUUGGUCGGUGUAGCACUUUCAGUCCGUAAUUUAUACAUAGGCCGUAGCCUUCAAAAUCCAGAGCUUUUAUCCUAAUAGA
Messenger RNA from Cadophora gregata, 1279 nucleotides. RefSeq lists its product as uncharacterized. NCBI's taxonomy places the organism in Eukaryota, Fungi, Ascomycota, Leotiomycetes, Helotiales, Ploettnerulaceae. The transcript is spliced from 2 exons. Gene Ontology annotation, cellular component: membrane. The record is from RefSeq and is a predicted model, not a curated record. The coding region runs from base 381 to 1118 and encodes 245 amino acids. Gene Ontology annotation, biological process: vesicle-mediated transport.